This is a messenger RNA of Perkinsus marinus ATCC 50983, 1690 nucleotides long. RefSeq lists its product as hypothetical. Gene Ontology annotation, molecular function: protein binding; zinc ion binding. The transcript is spliced from 5 exons. The coding region runs from base 17 to 1519 and encodes 500 amino acids. NCBI's taxonomy places the organism in Eukaryota, Perkinsozoa, Perkinsida, Perkinsidae. Gene Ontology annotation, cellular component: plasma membrane. The record is from RefSeq and is a predicted model, not a curated record.
GAAAAAUUAUUUAAUCAUGAGUGACCCUAUUGUUCUUAAACUACACUUCAAUUCCGACAUUGUUCGAGUAAGAUUGGAGAGCUCUUCCGAGUGCGGUACCUGUGCUCAAGUCCGCUCCUACAUCACCAACACGUGGCCGUUGUUAGCCCAACAAGAGUUCUCUAUCUACUAUGUUGAUGAUGAAGGUGACAAGUGUCUCCUCAAUGACCGAUCUCUGCCAGAUGCUCGAGAGGUUGCUAAGGAAAUGGCUGUGGCCAACAAGAAGAGCACACCUACUAUGGAGUUGUUCAUUGACGAGCAAAACAAGGAGGAGACUCCCGAGCCUAGGCAGAGUGCUGCACCAAACUCCUUCCCGACCUUCGCCAGCUGUGAUGUCUGUGGAGAGUAUCCUAUCGUUGGUAUGAGACAUAAAUGCAACACUUGUGCGGAUUACGACAUGUGUGACGCUUGCUUCAACGCCCGCACUCCUGAGACCCAUGAUCCAUCUCACGACUUUGCUCAGUUCCCAGGUGCCCCUCCGAUUCCUCCUAUGUUCCCCUGGUUCAUGAAGGGCGGCAAAGGGAAGGGCGGCAAAGGGAAGGGCGAGGGCAAAGGGAAAGGUUUCUAUUCUUGCCAUGGUGGGAAAGGAAAAGGACACUUCGUCGGUCCCCCUGAGUACGGCUUUCAUGGUUGUUUCGGUGGAAAAGGAAAGGCUGCUGAUCCCGACUGGUUGAAAGACAUAUGUUCUCAAGGGAAAGCGGCAGUCGAGGAGUUCAUCAAGACCUCUGGUAUUCACCCCGGAAUUGCCUGUGACGUCUGUAACACCAGCCCGAUAGUUGGAAUAAGGUAUAAAUGCUUAACCUGCCCUAACUAUGAUCUAUGCGGUGAAUGCUUCAAUAAUAAGGAGGUUGUCCAUGAACACUCAAAAGAGGACUUCUGGGCGAUGACACCAGAAGACACCAUUGAUCUGUGGCAGGCCGAUGAGAAGCCUGCCGAGCCAAAGGCAAGUGACAAGAAGGAGGAAAACCCUCCUGCUCAACACGACGAUAAAAGUUCAACCUCUGAUGCUGGUAGUUGGACUGAGGUUAAUCAUCAUGAAGAAGUAGAAGGAGCUCCUUCAUGCGCUCAACUUGAUGCUCAGCAAAAUAAGAAGGACGAGACUAUUGCUGCUGCUGCUGCAGAUCAGGGUCGUGACGAUGAGGAGCCAUCAGCCACUCAAAGGGAGGCUUCUGACGGCGACAGUCGUCCACAAGAGCAACAACAAGAGCCAGCAGAGGUUCUUAUAAACCUAAUGAGUAAUCUCGGCUUGGUUCAGAAUAGAGAUGCCGCUGGCCGUUUCGUGAGGGAUGUGAUGAGCGCCAGUCAGGACAUUACAACGAUGGUCAACCAUUUCCGAACUCACGCUGAGGCAGUCCAGGAGCAAAUGAGGCAAGCUCAAGAGCAGAUGAGUCGCAGUCAGCAACAACAACAGCAAGGAGGAGAAGGUGAUGAGCAGCAUAAGUCAACUGAGGAAGAAGGCGCUCAGUCGAAGAAGGAGUAGAUGAAGGAAUAAGAAACCGUUGUGAUUUUUUUCUAGCUGAUAAUAAAUACCCGUUAAGAAACCCAAAAUGAUAUUCUGUGGAGAUGAUCAUAUGAGAUACUUUCUCACAUUAAAACGACUGGCAAGUUCUGUUAGAAGUUGUUUACGCUAGUCUAGUUAGUCUAUUUCGUA